AUGCCGAGAGUCCUCAUCUUCACCGGCGCCCCGGAGGCCGACUGGUCCUCCCCGGACCUCCUCCUUCCUUCCACUUCCGCUCCGGCUCCGACACCAACCUCAGACUCCACAUCAACACCCGCCGCCGCCCCGGCCUGGCGCUCCCUCGCCCUCCACCGCCAGCCCCUAGUCACGGGCUUCUCCCAACCACACGGUCUGCCCUCCGACUUUCUCCCUCCCGCACACUUCUUCUCCCUCUCCCUCAACGCAGACUCCCAGCAAGACACAACCGCCGGCGCGUCCCAGGAGCUCCUAUCGCAGUUCUACGACCAAUCUCUCGCCCUGCAUCACGACCUCGCCUCUUCCCAGCUCCCUCCCCCGCCAACACCAUCACGUCCCGGCGCCCCCGGCGGCCGCCGCGUGCCCUCAUCAACGGCAGGGCAACACACGGAGUCGUUCAACACGACAGCCACAGACUCCUUCGUCUCGGAAACAACAGACUCCUUCCAGGACACCACCGCCAACCUGACGACAUCCAGCGCCCGCCCCCCGCUCGUGACGUCCCACCACCUGAGCGACCUGGAAGACAUCCCCCCGGGCCCGGACCUUCUCCGCCUCGCGCCGCAGACGGUGACGGUGAACCUCAUUGCGGGGGUCAUAUCCGUUUCGGAGCCGCGCGGCGUCAAGACGCGCUGGGGGAACGAGCUGUCGCUCGUCGAGGUGCUCGUCGGCGACGAGACGCGCGCCGGGUUCGGCGUGACGUUCUGGGUGCCGUCGGACGGCGGCGGGGGCCGGCGGGACCCGAGCAUGCCGACGCAGCUGCGGAGGCAGGACGUGGUCCUCCUGCAGAACGUCGCGCUGCACGUCUUCAGGGGCAAGGUGUACGGGCAGAGCCUGCGCAAGGGGCUGACGAGGACGACGGUGCUGUAUCGGAGGAAGCUGGGCGAGGACGACGAGGGCGGGUAUUAUCGCCGGAGAGACCUGGAGACCGGCGGCAGGGAGGGGACGCAUCCGCAGCUGGUCAAGACGAAGAGAGUGUGGGAGUGGGUGCUGAAGUUUGUGGGUGGCGAGGAGAGGACCACCACCAAGGGGAAGAAGAGGGGUUGGGAUGCGCCGCCUGAUGAUACCCACAACAGCAACGGCACCGCCCUUGCCCUCCUUCUUGACGCUCUUCCACUGGAGACCCAGACAGGUGACGAAGGCAGCGCACGCGCAAGCGAGCGUGACGUAGAACGUGUGCCUCAACCCGACCAUGUAGGCCUCCAGCACGAUCGGAAUCAAGUCUGCGCGGCCCAUCUGGGUGAGGAUGCUGCGGACCUGGUCGGCUCCGGAGUUGAUGAAGAUGGUGGGGUCGAUGUCAGGAGCAUUCUGGGUGACGCCCUCAAUGAGCCCCGUCUGGAAGAGUGUCUGAGCGACAGCAAUCAUGAUGGCGCCGCCAAAGGACUGGAAGAACUGCACGCAGGCCGUGGCGACGGGGACAUCCUCCUGGGGCAGUACGGUUUGGACGACGAGCACGCCGAUCUGGAAACCCGCACCGAUGCCGAGGCCGGCGAGGACCUGGUAGCCGAACCACUCGCGCAUGGGCGUGUCGACGUCAAAGGUCGUGAUCAUGCCAGCACCGACGGAAAACAGAACCAUGGAGGGGAGGAUGAUGGCGUUAUAGUAGCCGAUGGCGGAGAUCAACGCGCCGCUGACAAUGGAGGCGACGACGGUGGCCAAGAGAAGGGGCAGGAUCUUGAUGCCGGCCUGGACGGCGCUGACACCUUGGAUGGCCUGGAAGUAAAGCGCUGGUGGUUGUCAGUGUGCUGUAUCGAAGACGACUCGCUGGAGAGAGAGUACUUACACAAGUAG
Colletotrichum spaethianum is the source of this 1830-nucleotide messenger RNA. RefSeq lists its product as uncharacterized. Lineage: Eukaryota; Fungi; Ascomycota; Sordariomycetes; Glomerellales; Glomerellaceae. The record is from RefSeq and is a predicted model, not a curated record. Bases 1 to 1830 code for a protein of 609 amino acids. The transcript has 2 exons.